This is a messenger RNA of Sinocyclocheilus anshuiensis, 9571 nucleotides long. RefSeq names its product nuclear receptor corepressor 1 (gene ncor1). Gene Ontology annotation, biological process: negative regulation of transcription by RNA polymerase II. Lineage: Eukaryota; Metazoa; Chordata; Actinopteri; Cypriniformes; Cyprinidae. The transcript has 50 exons. The record is from RefSeq and is a predicted model, not a curated record. Gene Ontology annotation, cellular component: chromatin. Gene Ontology annotation, molecular function: transcription corepressor activity; nuclear thyroid hormone receptor binding.
AAGUCACACCGUUUCAUCCUGUUUGCUUGAGAAAAACUCUUUCGCUUCGUCUCCUCAGGUGCACCAGAGCUGCGCAAAAUGCAAGCCACCGGGCAUUCAAUAAGAAGAACCCGGUACACUUGUGACGCAUAUUAAUUUCUGGCGCAGAAUCAUAUAGAAAGCGACUUGAAUUUAUAUCCACGACUCAGUGAGGACAAAUAACUAGCCUGUGUUUGUGUGUGAGUGCUCGCGCAGUUUCACUGCCGACGAAUUCCAUUACCGCACAGACUCGCCUUUCAGCGCUUAUUGGGGUGUCUCUAAGGACAUGAGGUGGUUUAGCAGCACAGUCAUGCCAACGCUGAGCCCGUGAUUGAGUAGCAGUGCUCCAGGCCCCGUCUGAGCCUCCAGCACCCCACCAGACAGCUGCAGCAUGUCUAGUUCAGGCUUUCCCCCCAGCCAGGGGCCCUUCAGUAGCGAGCAGAGCCGUUACCCACCUCACUCAGUGCAGUACACUUUCAGCUCCACACGCCACCCGCCGGAGUUCCCGGUACCCGACUACCGUACCCCUCUGCAGGACCAGCAGCGCCGCAGGCCUUCACUACUAUCCGAAUUCCACCCUGGGACUGAGAGGCCAACGGAGCGCAGACAUGGUUAUGAGCAACAGUUUCAUGCCGUCCCAGCUCAGCAGGAGCAGGAGACUUUCGAGGCCAAGCGUCCCCGCAUUGAGAACGUAUCUGAAACACACUUUUCAAGAGCUCAGCUCACCGGCAUCGUACUGCCCCCUCCACAGACCAUACAGGACAGCAUCAGGACCACUGGAGAGGUCAAGAAGGAAACCCAGUUUAGUGUGAAGGUGGAGGCCUCGUCCCCAGGUGGAGUUCCACAGGUGGGUGAGGACACAUCGCCCUCCAAACUCUCCAAGGAGGAGUUGAUUCAGAGCAUGGACCGCGUUGACCGUGAGAUUGCCAAGGUCGAGCAGCAGAUUUUCAAACUGAAAAAGAAACAGCAACAACUGGAGGAGGAGGCAUCAAAGCCAGUAGAGCCAGAAAAGCCAGUGACGCCGCCCCCUGUGGAACACAAACAUCGCAGCAUCGUCCAGAUCAUUUAUGAUGAAAACCGGAAAAAGGCAGAAGAAGCCCAUAAGAUACUGGAAGGGUUGGGGCCUAAAGUGGAGCUGCCUCUGUACAACCAGCCCUCUGAUACUAAAGUCUACCAUGACAACAUUAAGACGAAUCAGAUGAUGAGAAAGAAACUGAUUCUGUUUUUCAAGAGGAGGAACCAUGCACGCAAACAGAGGGAACAGAAAAUUUGCCAGCGGUAUGAUGAGCUGAUGACGGAGUGGGAGAAAAAAGUUGAGCGAAUGGAAAACAACCCACGCCGUAAAGCCAAGGAAAGCCGCACACGUGAAUACUACGAGAGGCAGUUUCCUGAGAUCCGCAAACAGCGCGAGCAACAGGAACGCUUCCAGAGGGUGGGUCAGAGGGGGACAGGCCUGUCUGCCACCAUCGCAAGAAGUGAACACGAGAUAUCCGAGAUCAUUGACGGCCUCUCGGAGCAGGAGAACAAUGAGAAACAGAUGAGGCAGUUGUCUGUCAUUCCUCCCAUGAUGUACGAUUCCGAACAGCGGAGAGUGAAGUUUAUCAACAUGAACGGUCUGAUGGAUGACCCAAUGAAGGUCUACAAAUCCCGCCAGUUCAUGAAUGUCUGGACCGAACACGAGAAGGAGAUCUUCAAGGAGAAGUUUGUGCAGCAUCCAAAAAACUUCGGGCUCAUUGCUUCAUUUCUGGAGAGAAAGUGUGUGUCUGAUUGUGUGCUGUACUAUUAUUUGACUAAGAAGAGUCAGAACUAUAAAACUCUUGUCAGACGAAAUUUUGGGAAUCGACGACGAAGGAAUCAGCAGAUAACACGACCGUCACUGGAAGACAAGACAGACGACAAGAACGAAGAGGACAGAUCAGAGAAAUCAGAGAAGAAAGAGGACGAGGAGAAGAAGGAAGAGGAGGAGAAAGAUGAAAAAGAGGACUUUAAGGACAUCAGUAAAGAUAAAGAGAAGUGUGAGGGAGAGGAGGAAGAGGGUAAGGAGCAAAGCACGCCACGCGGCCGAAAGACCGCCAACAGCCAGGGACGUCGUAAGGGCCGCAUCACCACCCGCUCCAUGGCCAAUAAUGAAGCUGCAUCUGUGGUGGCAGAGGAACCACCUCCACCGCCACCUGAACCAGUUCUGCCGGAGCCCACACCCCCCUCUAAAACUGAGCCGGUGCAGAAACCAGCACGAGAGCCUGCAAAACUCUCUCCCACAGCCAGCACAGAGACACGAGGCGCAGUUGAAGCUGGAGAGACGUCUCGCUGGACGGAGGAGGAGAUGGAGAUCGCCAAAAAAGGGCUGGUUGAACAUGGUAGGAACUGGCCAGCCAUUGCUAAGAUGGUAGGCACUAAGAGUGAAGCUCAAUGUAAGAACUUUUACUUCAACAACAAGAGACGAUACAACCUAGACAAUCUACUACGCCAACACAAGGGUUCCCGGCGGCUCCGUGGAAAUCGAGACCCAUCACAGAGCGAUCCUGCGCCUGAUGACGAUGAGGAGAGUGACGGUCCCGAUUACAGUUCGGACACAGAGAGUGCGCCUUCUCCAACUCAAACUGAUCCCUCCAAAUUCGACGCGCCAACUCAUCCCAACUCGGCUCUGGACGGCGUGUCGGCCCAGGACGUCACGGCAACCAAAGGCCCAGUGGCAGAUGCCAAGGAGCCUCCAUACGGCGAGCUACGGGUGAAAGUAGAGAAGAGUCCGGAAGGAGGAGCUGGAGACGGGCUUCCUCAGGAUGAGCGCACACGCUCAGCAUAUGAAAUGCAGAUCCAUCCAAAAAGUGAGACACAGGAUGUGGAGAUGAACGCUCCGAGCAGCGAAAGAGCGCAGGUGCAAGUGAAGACUGAGCCGGAUGUCAAGGACAAGGAGGAGAAACAGCACUCCGAUAAUGACUCUAGCGCCACCUGCAGUGCGGAUGAGGAUGUGGAUGCUGAACCUGACCGACAAGGACUUUUCUCUCUGGAGAAGCCGUCAUUGCUUGGCGCUGCAGGCUCAGUGGUCGUGUCCUCAACCAAAUUCCUCAACAUGCUGCAGCUACAGAAGCGGGCCGCCACCAUCCCCCCUAUGGUUUCAGCUCCAUUCGGUCACAGCAGCGUUCCCGGAGGACCGUUGAGCGGCUUUGCUAUGUUCCAGCACCAAAUCAAAGCUGUACAUGAGUCCGUGCAGGAGGACAAACAGAGACUGGAUCAGAACGAGUCUGACCGCAGGCCGCGAGUCACCACCCACAACCCCAGUGUAGUGGACCGAGAAGGUAAGCCAUUCACUUACAUGCCAUUUGACCUGAAGCUGAUGGAGCAGGAAUCUCACGGUGGAGCGGGCAGACCGGGUUCUCCGUACAGACUCUCUCCUAGCAAAGCCUCACCCCAGCCCGACGGCAGUAACGCCACCCGCUACAGUGUACCUCCAGUUCUUCAACCGGCACCAAACCAGGCGGUUCAGAAUCUUUCAGAUGUUCGCAUGACGUUUUCCCGUCACAGGCCGCCCAACAUUCCGUCUCCUCCGCCCCUCAUUCCCACUUCCAAACCCACCGACAAGCCCUCCUUCAUUCAGGGAGGCUCCAUUUCACAGGGAACGCCAGGAACGUACCUUCCUUCUCAAAUGCAUGCUGUGUACGUACCGGAGGUAGUUAAGACCACAGGGGGGUCGAUCUCGCUCGGUUUACCAAGACAGCAGGACCCUGCCAAACCUGUGUCAUAUAUUAAGCAGGAGGAGUGUUCUCCACGUGGACAGAGCGCUCAGGCAGAGGGUCUCUUAUCCAGAGCUCAGUAUGAGGGAGUUGUCAGAGGACCCAUGCAGAUUCCAGACAUGAGAGGGCCACCUGGAAAAGGCCCAGAGGGCUUGAAUUUCAGAGGAGGCUCCAUUACGCAGGGCACUCCUGCCCUGACUCAGUCCAAUGUAGCAGCGGAUCUGUUGAAAGGCACUAUUGCUAAACUGGCCACAGAGGACCUGAGUGGCCCAGAGAAGAGCCGAGCUAAUGCUCAUUCUAAACCUCAUGUUAUCUACGAAGGCAAAAGCGGACACAUCCUCUCUUUUGAUGCCAUUAAGAACCCUAGAGAGGGCACAAGAAGCCCACGAAUGGGGCACGAUCUCAAGCGCUCAUAUGACAUCAUGGAGGGGUCCCGUGCACACCCAACACGUGAGACAGCACCUUAUGAAGGUUUGAUCAGCAGAGCAUUGCCAAGAGAAAGUCCUCACGAGCCUAAGGAUCGAGCCAUACUCACAGGAUCCAUCAUGCAAGGAACACCAAGAGCCUCUGCUGAAGUCUAUGAUGAGGCCUCCAAGUACGGUAAACAGAUCAAGAGGGAAAGUCCACCCAUACGCUCUUUUGAGGGAGGCAUCACAAAGGGUAAACCGUAUGAGGGGGUGAACACCAUAAAGGAGAUGGGCCGCUCAAUUCACGAGAUUCCCCGUAAUGAGACUCAAGACAGUCGUAAAACUCCUGUUCUGGAAGGAUCCAUUACUCAGGGUAUUCCUCUGAAGUACGAGAGCAGUACUGUGAACCCGUCAGCCAUCAAGCACAAUGUUAAAUCUCUGAUCACAAGCCCAGUGAAGAUCUCACACUCUGUCAUUGAGGCAGCUGAGCGCGAGAGGGCCAAGUACGAGGAUGCGAAGACGUCCGAACGCGUCCGGCACACCUCUGUAGUGAACUCCACAUCUGUCCUUCGCUCCACACACACAGAAGCGGGAAAAUCUCAGCUUAGUCCAGGCAUGUAUGAGGACAGCAAUGCACGCAGAACCCCUACAUACACCGGCACCUCCAUAUCCAGAGGUUCACCUCUGCUGCGAGGGCAAGACGGAAGUAUAACAACAGGUAAACCAGCUUCUCAUGAGAGGAAUAACACACUGACUCCCACCCAGAGGGACAGUGUGCCUGCCAAGUCACCUGUGUCCGGGGGUGAACCUCUUGCUUCUCACAGCCCGUUUGACCCCCACCAUAGACCUGUGGCACCUGGAGAGAUGUACCGGACUCACCUACCACCACACUUGGACCCCAGCCUCGCUUUUCACCACAGAGUCCUCGACCCAGCGUACAUGUUCCCACGGCAACCGUCGCCGACCGGUUACCCCAACACAUACCAGCUGUACACCAUGGAAAACACUCGGCAGACCAUUCUGAACGAUUACAUCACCUCGCAGCAGAUGCGCCCUGAUAUCACGAGGGGACUGUCACCACGGGAACCGUCCAUUGCCAUCCCAUACCCACCAGCUAGAGGAAUAAUUGAUCUAGCCCAGAUGCCACCUACCAUCCUGUUACCUCACCCUGGGGGGACAGUUUCCCCCUCCCUGGAACGCAUCACCUACAUCCCUGGACCUCAGACCCCUUUCCCUCCUAGGGCAUUCAACCCUGCCUCCAUAUCUCCAGGACAUCCUGCCCAUCACAGUGCCACUGCAGCUAUUGUGGAGAGGGAGAGAGAGAGUCAGAGAGAGAAGGAACGCGAGAGGGAAAGAGAGCGGGAGCGAGAAAGAGAUCAGAGAGAACGGGAACGCGCAGCGGUAGAAUAUAUGCGUGGAGUUUCUGAGCAACCUGGCCGACCAGGCAGCCGUAGUUUUCUGCGUUCCACUUCCCCCUCUGUGAGAUCACAGGAGACAUCUUCGUUUGUGUUCCAAAGAUGCACAAAAUUCUUACGUGUUUUGAACAACAUGAAUGUGAGUAAUUGAUGACAGCAAAUGCCCUCACAAGCAGCUGCAGCUCAAGCCAGCCGAUACAGCAAUGCAGCUGAUGCCCUCGCCGCCCUGGUGGACGCUGCUGCCUCUGCCCCGCAGAUGGAUGUUGCAAAAGUCAAGGAGGGCAAGCAUAAUAACAGUAGCUGCCGGGAUGAUGACAUGAUGACAUCACGACGGGCAGCACAGGAGUCGCAAGAGGUGGAGCGCCGUUCCGUGCAGUCACCAUAUGGGGACGUGUCACUUCCUAGUGGGAAACCUUCCCAUCCUGUGUAUGCAGAGGGUGGAGGAGCUGCAGGGAGCAAAGAGAAAGCCCCACCCACCAAGUCACGCAUGGAGGAGGAGCUACGCACACAUGGGAAGACCACCAUAACUGCUGCAAACUUUAUUGAUGUCAUCAUCACGCGCCAGAUUGCCCCAGAUAAGGACCCCCGUGAGAGAGGCUCACAGAGCUCUGACUCCUCCAGCAGCAUGUCAUCCAGUCGUUAUGAUGCUCAGGGUGGAAUCGAGGUGAUCAGCCCAGCUAACUCUCCAGCCCUAAGAGAAGAGAAGAACGAAGGACCUUUCCCAUCAGAAAAGAGCUCAGGAUUAAGGUUUGACAUUAACCGGUUCAGGCAGUCAGGAGAUUCAGGACCUUCUGCACCUCAACAGCCCCCCUCCUUGCACGCAGACAGUUAUGGGCCCGUCCCGAAAUCACACCGCAUCAUGACCCUUGCUGACCACAUUUCGCAUAUCAUUACGCAAGACUUUGCCAAGAGCCAAGAUCCUCCCCCAUCAUCCAGCUUGCUGCCUUCCUCUUCAUCCUCCUCCUCGCUCUCCUCCACUUUCCAGAGCUCUGGUGUGGGAGGUGUUGUAGGUCGAGUUAAACCCCAUAACUGCUAUAGCCCAGAAAACCCAGCUCCUACUGCACACCACCAGAGACCACCAAGCAGAGUAUCUCCCGAGAACUCCGAUAAACCAAGAGCCAGGCCAGGUAGGUCUCCUGAUCGAGGAAGAGGACCAGAGAACUAUGAGCCCAUCUCUCCUCCUCAGGGUUAUUCUGGGUUGGAUAAACAGGAAGCCACUGUAAUGCAGAGUCAGAGACGAGAGCAGGAUCUCCCUGAACAGAGGACUGACUCGCGGUCACCAGGCAGCAGCAGUUACCUCCCCUCAUUCUUCACCAAACUGGAAAGCACGUCUCCUAUGGUUAUGUCCAAAAAGCAGGAGAUCUUCCGGAAAGCAGAAGUCGGUAAUGCUCAGCCAGGCACAGAGAUCUUCAAUCUCCCAGCAGUAACAACAUCAAGCAGUGUAAACCCUAGAAACCACUCGUUUAGUGAUCCAGCCAGUAAUCUGGGUCUGGAGGACAUCAUCAGGAAGGCUCUGAUGGGGAACAUGGAGGAGAAGCAGGAGGAGCCACAGCAGCAGCAAGCCCAGCUGGGUACAGGAAACAGCUCAGGCAGCAUGAGCAGUAUUUCAGACGGUCGACAGGAGGCCAGCCCAUCCCCUAACACAGCAGGAAAGCAGAAGCUUCAAAGCAAAGCUAGCAGCAGGAAAUCAAAGUCUCCUAACCCAGGCCAGGCGUACUCUGCUGGAGAGCGGCCCUCUUCUGUGUCCUCGGUUCAUUCGGAGGGCGAUUACCACAGACAGGCUCCCACCUGGGCUUGGGAGGACCGGCCGUCGUCCACAGGUUCCAUGCAGUUCCCCUAUAACCCCUUGACGAUGCGCAUGCUAAGUAGUACCCCUCCCACCUCCAUGGCCUGCCCAUCUCCCUCCAUGCAGUCCCAGCAGCAGCAGCCACAGGGUGGCGCCUCUGGCCCCGUGGCCUCAACGCGCGCAUGGGAGAGAGAGCCACCGCUACUGUCAGAGCAGUACGAGACCCUCUCGGACAGCGACGACUGAGGCAGGUGAUCGCCUCCCUCUCCUACACAAGCGUCCAUGCCCCACUCCUGUUCACCAUCGCCCUCCUUUCGCUGUGUUUAUGAAUCCCACUCGCUGCCAUUUGAGAGUGAGAUUCUGCUGGGAAGGAGGACGUACAUUUGGUGCUACUUUGGUGCCCAUUGGUGGUCAGAGAGAGCAUUGCAGAGAGACACUGAUUAAAUCCGAUGCUUAGAUUUUUUUUUUUUUUUUUGGCCCAUUUGGGGACGAGAACUAGACAAAUCCCAAGUGAAUAGAGACGUGAACGUCAAAAGGAUGAAGAACUUGUAAAGAGACUUGUUUGCUGAAAAUUUGUUUCUGUAAAGAUUUUUUUCUUUAAAAAAGAAAAAAUCAAUGUCUGUAAAUAGAGUAACCUUUUGCAGCGUUUUUCCUUUAACUCGUUUUUUUUUCUUUCUGCAUUUUAACAUUGCUUUUUAAAUUUAUCGCAGUUGGAUGAAUCGGUGGGUGCAACAAGACACUGUGGAGAUUAUUGUGGUCAGUCGGGUGAAGAGCAUUGAGCUUCCAGCAUCUGAAAGUAAUGGUCUAAUCGAAACUACUCCAAAUAAAACGCAAAAAGGACUUCAUUAACUUUGUCCCUCCAGAUGCGGAGCCUGUCUGUGCAGCACUGUUGAGAUGUUCUCUGUCCUGUUACUUUAGGGAGGAAGUCACAAUCAUUCGUCAGCUGUAUUAGGAGGACAAGACAUCAGCCUUUUUUUUUGUGUAGGAGCUUGUCUGAUUCACUUCAGACAUGAGAUGAAUGUUUCUUCUGUUUUUCUCUCUCUUUUUCUUUUCAAAUUGGUUCUAGUCUUCAGUAGUGGCCUGUUGCAGAUCUGUUUAGAGCGUUUGGCCCUGCGGUUGAAUAUCUGACAGUUUGACGCGCGUCAUCUUUAUUUUGCGGUUGCUAACUGUUCUAACAGGGCUUAUCUUAGAAGUUGUACAAGGUCCGCCACCCCUGCCCAGUAACCUUUUUGCUUUUUGAAGAUUAAUUUGUUUCUAGGGAGAAUAUACUUGUAAAUCCUCUUUUACUAAUCAUAAAGGAGCACAUAUAACGUGUAUGUUCUAUCAACGUGUGAUUUUCUUAGACCACAAAACAAAAAUACAAAGAUAAAAAGAGGAAGUACCAAACGUGAUACAUCUCUGCACCAUUGUUGCACUUUUUUUCUUUAGUAAUUUUGAGAAUCUUCAAAUCAUACUACCUGUAAUCUAAGUUAUUCAGUGUCAUGAAGAGGUCUGGGACGCUUUCAGAUAUAUUCAUGUUUCAGUCUCUUACUCUAUCUGCAUUUUCAAUUCUUGGAAAUUUGAGCUAGUUUUUUUUUCUAAACUUGGAUUAAGCGUAUAAAAUCGGUACCAUUUAUCUUAGCUGCUGCCGAGUAGCAGCACUUGAUCAGAGAUCUGAAUAUCUCUGUCUGAAAGUGAAUAAGCUCAGUUUUAGUUACUUGCAGAAAUAGUUAAAUGUGAUGAAAGCUAAUGGAGGCAUCUCUUGAUCCUGCUUUUUUUCCCCACUUCAUGUGCUUCUGCUUUGUUUGAAUAACACCACCUUUAAUAUGAUGGUUUCGUUUUCUUCAGAAGUCUAAAAAAUGUUGAGCUCAUGUUUUGAUUUUUUUUUUCCCACAUUCUUUUUAUUUUAUUAUAUUUUUCAGCAUCCAUGUUAUAUUCAUCCCGUUUUAACGGGAUGUCAAGUGUUUACAAUGGCAUUGACAAAAAAUGGUGAAACUUGAAUCUUAAAGAAAAUUAAAAUUGCUCAUCACGUCAGUCUAUUUUACAGUCCAGCUUUGCAAGGGUGACUUUCAUUUUUUUCUGGUCUGUUCUGAAUCAAGACUUGAAAAAGUAACUUGUCCCGAUUUUGAAAAUCCAGUGUUUGUAUCACCGUCUCCUCAGUAGUGGAUAAGAAAUGUGCAGACCAAUCAAUAAAGUAGAACAGAGCUCCACCUCUCUGAAACAAACAGUGCUGUA